Molecule: messenger RNA, 5668 nt
Organism: Amphiprion ocellaris (clown anemonefish)
Lineage: Eukaryota; Metazoa; Chordata; Actinopteri; Pomacentridae
Product: NGFI-A-binding protein 1-like
Exons: 8
Coding region: 79-1581 (500 amino acids)
Biological process (GO): negative regulation of DNA-templated transcription
Cellular component (GO): nucleus
Molecular function (GO): transcription coregulator activity; transcription factor binding
Source: RefSeq, a predicted model, not a curated record
GAGCAAGAAGAAGAAGGAGGCAGCGGAGAAGAGGAACCGGACCAGGGCGGACCGAAGGGGGCCAAAAACUCACCAGGUAUGGCGGCGGUGUUGCCGAGGACCCUGGGUGAGCUGCAGCUCUACAGGAUCCUGCAGCGGGCCAACCUGCUCUACUACUAUGAGGCCUUCAUCCAGCAGGGCGGCGACGACGUGCAGCAGCUGUGCGAGGCCGGCGAGGAGGAGUUCCUGGAGAUCAUGGCCCUCGUCGGCAUGGCCAGCAAGCCGCUGCACGUCCGCCGCCUGCAGAAGGCGCUGCGCGACUGGGUCACCAACCCGGCCAUCUUCAACCAGCCGCUCACCUCGCUGCCCGUCUGCAGCAUCCCCGUCUACAAGCUGCCCGAGGGCUCGCCCACGCUGCUCAACGCCCAGGACCGGGCCAACACCGCCAGCGUCAAGAUGCCCAAAGCCAUCGCCGCCGCCUGCUCCGACCCGGGCAAGCUGGACGUGGCGAGGGACAAAGUGUCGGCCGGGUCGCCCCUGCAGGGCAGCAGCGAGGCUCGGUUCUGGUCGGGCCACAGCAACGACAGCGAGCACAGCCUGUCGCCGUCGGACCUCGGCUCGCCGUCCUCGCCCAGAGACGCCCUGGAGGCCCUGGACGCCGCCGCCGUGCAGUCGGUGCUGGAGUGCGUGGACCGGAUGGCGCCGGGACUCCCGAAGACGGACCUGGCCGAGGUCAAGGAGCAGCUGAAGAACAACAAGAAACUGGCCAAGAUGAUCGGACACAUCUUCGAGAUGAGCGACGACGACCCGCGGCGGGAGGAGGAGAUCCGGAAGUACAGCGCCAUCUACGGGCGUUUCGACUCCAAGAGGCGGGACGGCAAACACCUGACGCUGCACGAGCUGACGGUGAACGAGGCGGCGGCUCAGCUCUGUAUGAGGGACAUGGCGCUGCUGACCCGCCGGGACGAGCUUUUCGGACUCGCCCGGCAGAUUUCCAGAGAGGUCACCUACAAAUACACCUACCGCACCAGCAAAUCUCGCUGUGGAGACAGAGAUGAACCGUCCCCUAAAAGAAUCAAAACGGAGGAGAACUUCUUCGACAUCCAGGAAGCUCUGCAGGCGAUUCACAUGAGGCAGGAGAUGCUGAGGGAGCAGCUCGCCUGCGCCAAGUCGAAAGGAGAAGAAACCGUCGGACGAAGUCUGCAGAUGCAGCUGGAGCGUCUGUUGGCGAGGCAGAUGGAGAUCCUGCAAGACGCCGCCGUCCAGGAGCGACUCCAGGCUCUGGACUGGAGGAUCCCCCCCGCCGCCUUAAAGUACCUCAACGACGCCCAGAACACCAACGGGGCCGCCGCCGACGCCAACCAAGAUGAACGGCCAAUCAAUUUGCGGGUGGUCAGUCAGAGCAUGCAGGAAGGUGAGCUCCCAUUGGGCAAGCAGUUAGCCAAUGAGCUGAAGCGCCAUCACAACCACAACAACAACAAUAACAACAAUAACACCACAGAGGAGACCAAAACACCAGCAACAGAAAACGGGACGUCGCAGCGAGCAUCUAGCAACGCAGAGAAGAAGACCAUCAAGUCAGAGCCAGAAGACUCCACAUAGUGCCUCCUGCCUCGCCUCACCCCCCGGCUUCCCCUCGUACUCACCCCCAGUUCACUCUACUCACACCUGACAGUAUGCAGUUAUUACCCGUCAAUAGAUACUAAGCAAGCACAGCCACAGUAGAGCCUUAACAACCAACGUUGCCUCAUGAAUAGCAUUUAUUUUUAGUUUUCCUUUUGGUUUCUCUUUGUUUUUAAAGGUAUUAGCCAAAGCACCUAGAGAGCAUGUCGACAAGCUCAGUGCUCUGCAGGUCUUUGUCUGUUGAUUAACUGUACACGUAAUUUAAAGUGAUCUGUUGCAGACUUGUGUGUACUCUUUACCUCCGCCUGCCCUGGCUGUUGUUUGUGUUGCUUUCUUCGGACAGCCGGGUCGCAGGCUGCGGCGCCGGGGCUGAAUCUUAACUCGGGCGUAGAUUCAGAAAUGGAAAAGCAGAACAUUGGGGGAAAUGGUAACACUUUACACCACUACCACGUACUUCAAGGCCUCCUUAAGCUGCUGAUAUCGGUGUGAAAAAAACUAAAUAUUUCAAGUAUCCAGUGUUUUUUUUCUUAAUAUUUUUAUUUAUUUUAUUUAUAGGGGUGAUAAUGUUGGUCGGUCGGUUCACCAUUUUGGUCCAUGUGUGUCCAGAGAAGAGUUACGGCCAAUUUUUAUAACUAACCGUAUUUAACCGUAUUUCCUAAAAGGAUUGACACCAGACUUUAUGCAGACAGUAGCCAUGUUUCUAAAGAACUGUCAGAUAUAUUUAAAGCAAACUUUUGCCAUUUCGCAAAUAUAAGAAAAUGUGGUUAAUAAACAGGAGGUGGCAGCGUAGGCUACAUAGAAGAAGAAGAAGUAGAGGUCAUGACCUGGAAACAAAACCUUAAGGAAGAACUGAGUCAUGUUGGCAUCUCCAGGAGUGAACUAGAGAGAUCUUCUUUGUCUUCUUGUUCUCUAGAAGCAGAAACAACCGAUCAGUCAUGUGAGGUAAAUAUUAAGGUCACAACUUAUUCAGAAAUCCUAAAGUUUCCGUAACUUUAUUCAGAUUUACAUCAACUUUUUCCAGUGGGGUACUUAUACACCGAUGGAGACACGAUUAAUCAUUUUGUGCAUUUUAAUUGCAAGAAGCACCAGUCAUGUUAUUCACAAGGUAAAUUCUGCUUGUUUAAUUAAAUGUACAUCGCAUUGAACCCUCUGAACCCCGAGCAGUUUCUUUUUUCUUUUUCUUUUUAGUUUUCUUCACUGUGGUCUCAUAUUUAAAGUCCUGCACCUCUAUGAAAGCAGCACAGCAUUGAAUUUAAAUGACAAAUCAAAAACAAUUUUGAUGAAAUAUCGCAACUUCAAGCUUAGAUUUGAUGAAAUCUGCCAUUUCUUACUAUUUUUACAGUCUGGGUCUAAAAAUUGUGUUAAUUUGGCGAUUUUUUGAGAAAAACACAACCUGCUUUUAAACCUCUCUGCAGGUUUUUGGGUUCAGAGGGCUCUUCUUUGUGUUGAUUAAUAAUAAUUAGCAUGAUGGCAACCUUUACCUGCUUCUUAAAAUCAUCAGUGACCUUGUUAGGAUGCUAAAAUUAGCAUUUAGCUCCAAGAAAGGUGCACAGGAUGUAACACGGCUACUGUCACCAUACCAUGCAAUUGAUCUGUGAUGAACUGCACAUGCAAGUCAUUUAUUAGAGAAACAUUAAAAGUGGUGUCAAAUUUUAAGAUAGAAAUGGCAGAAACGUAACUUUUCUCACUAAUUUACAAGCUGCUGCAAUGAAAAACUUAAUAGACGUCCAAUUUAUUGUUUUGGGUGGUUUUUAGGAAAUAAAACCUAAAAGUUACAACCUGAUACCAUAUGAUAAAUGAAUUUUAGCAAAAUAAAUGAUAUGCAAGGCAUGUUUAUGGCACCAUUAAUCACUUUUCUCUGCACAUUUGACAUCAACAACUCGGCAAGUGCAGUUUUAGAGGUCUUUCACGUAAUUUUACCAGUUCAUGACUCAUUUUUCAGAUUAUUCUGACACCACAUGAAUGUGAAAGACAGCUUUAGUCAUUGUACAAACUAGCAUCAAGUCUUAACCCGUCACAAAGCAGUUCGUCUGUCUGCACUACUAAAUAUUCCCAAAAACGCAAUGAAUAAUUGACCAAUUAAUUCAUAGUUUUGGGUUGUUUUUAGGAAGAAAAGCCCAAAUCCUCUGAUAUUUUCCAUUUUCUUUCCAUCUCUGUGAAAUACACUGAAUAUUUGGGGGUUUUGGGAAACACCGAUCAACAUUUUAUCACUGUUUUAAUCAACCAAACUACAGGGGGUCCUCGACUUAGUUCCAUUCCAACGGCGCGACAUAAGUCAAUUUUCGCCGUAAGUCGGAACUCCAGCAAAAAUGUAAACAAAGCCGUUACGUGCAUCACGAUAUCGCUGCUUCGCCCCAUUCUGAGCGUUUUAUUAUAUCUGAUUUCACUUCCAUGGAGAUGGCUUUCCUUUUCUUUGAAGAACUGCCAUCAGAAAAGUCUGACUUAAGCUUGGGAGCCAUAAUAUGGGGCAAAAAAUUAGCGAAUGUGGCACGAUCUGAGGUGGCGUACAACCUGCGAAUGUAAACAACGCCAUCUUAUAGCGGCAGGUGACGACGUUUUCAUCCGCUUCGCUCACCAACUAGUUCCACGUAACCAGUUCUGACGUACCGAUGAAGCGCCGUACGUCGUAAACCGAGGACCCCCUGUAAUCGACGGUGAAGUUUGAACGUUCAGCAGCGUUUGUUUGGUUCUCGUGGUCGUUUCUCUCCAGACAUCUUCUGAGCCUCCGUCACUCCCAAAAUCUAACUUGUGCGUUUUGUACUGUAACUGAAAAUUAAAAAGGCGUGCGUACUGUAGGGAGAGUUAAGAUGCAGCCCCCCGUAGCAGGGUCUUAUUUUCACCUCUUUUUUUGUCGUUUCACUUCAAAUGGGAAAUAAAAUUUAAAAAAAACAAAAAAAACAGGCGAGUUGGGAUUAAUCCCGCCCUCCUCACUCUUGUCUUGUGUAUAUUUAUGGGAGGUAAUUUAGAAGAGGAUGUAUAGGAGCUGUUGUGGAACCUCUGUCGUCCGUCUUGGCGGGAUGGUUUUGGCUGGCAUGCCGGAGGUCCAGCUAAUUGGUUCAUUUCUUUGUAAUUUAGCAAAAUGCCGCUGUUGAGGCGAAACCACGCAUCUGCAAGUGGGGAAUAUUUCAGGAGUAAAGAGGCUUGUGUGCGGUGAAAUAUUAAAAGCUUGCAGGUUCGCGGCGUCCCGACAACAGCUGUGGAAAAAAACUCCUGUUUGUCGCUGCUCUCGGUGGAAGCAGGUCUGUAAAUACCGUGAUAACAAAUAGUGCUAGCCUAAUCUCUCAACCAGGGUUUUCCUUCGUCGAGUGUAACUUUGCUGUAGAUUUUUUGGUGUCAGUACAAGUGUUUAUGUAUGUAGAGCGAAAAAAAAGAGAGAAAAAAGAAAUCUUAAGUGUCAUUGAGGAAAAAAAAAAUACAAGCGUGUGAAAGUGUCUGGUGUAUAAAAAAACCUGCUUUACAUGAUGCUAAUGUUGUUAGCCUUAGCUCCUAACAGUGUUUAAUCCACCUGUGAUGGCCUCCAGUGCAGAUUUCAAAUGUGUUUUUUGCUGUUUAGAGGUAGAUGCAUAACAAAUAAGUGUUCACUGUGUUUUUCCGUGUUCGCCACAUUGUGUAAAUACGUCUGUUUGGUCCGAGGUGAUAGAAACGUCCAGACAAUUUGGUCCUGCAGAUAGUCUAGUCUCACUCAGAGAGACCAAUGCAAUAUUUCUGUAAGUAAUAAGUCUAUUUGCAUUCUGUGUGGAUCCAUUAUUGUGUGCUCAGUAACUGUACGUCCGGGAACAGAAAAUGUUUGUGUCGUCUCGCUUCUCAGAGUGUUCUUUCCGCCCAGUUCCACGAUGAGGUUUCAGGACUGGAGGUCGUUGUUCAGACCUGGUCCUGGCCGGUUCCGGUACUGCUGGGUUUUUCAGAGAACAGCGCAUGUCUGACCCGCCGUCUCACCGUUCCCCUCACUGUUUAUUGUAAAGUGAUAGAUUAGGCUUCACCUAGUUAUGCACCUGUUUUUUAAACACUAAUAUAUUUUAUUUGUUAUACAGCACAUAAACAUUAAACUUUAUUUUUUUGAAAUCUA